Molecule: messenger RNA, 3920 nt
Organism: Parasteatoda tepidariorum (common house spider)
Lineage: Eukaryota; Metazoa; Arthropoda; Arachnida; Araneae; Theridiidae
Gene: cN-IIIB
Product: cytosolic 5'-nucleotidase IIIB
Cellular component (GO): cytoplasm
Molecular function (GO): 5'-nucleotidase activity; magnesium ion binding
Source: RefSeq, a predicted model, not a curated record
CUAAAUUCAAACAAUACUGCAAUAACAUCCCUAAGUAAAUGAAGUGAAAUGAAGUUCCAUGUUUGUUUUGUUUUUAUUGGCACCGCAUGUUUUUGUUCGAAUUUUUGUAACAUAUCAAUAAGACGCUGUUAUCUGAUUUGUUAAAAGAUUUUUAUGAGCAAACUGAUUACAUAAGUUAGUGAUGUCUUGAAACAGUGAAAUGAAAUGUUCUAUUCGGGGAUAUUCCAAAAUCGCAUAUUAGAAAUUUCCAUAGGAGUUGGUACUGUAGCUAUCGUAACCUUAGUGACUUUUCGCGCUUUUCGAAAACCAAAAAAAAUUACCAGAAUUAUAGAUACGAUGGAAUGUUUAAACAAGCCCACUGUCCAUAUAAAAAAUCGAGAUUGUGUUGAAGAACUUGUUUCACAGCUAAUUAAAGGAGGUGCAUCCAAGCUACAAAUUAUCUCGGAUUUUGAUCAUACAAUAUCCCGGGUGCAUGUAAACAACAAACGUUGCGAUUCAACAUAUGGUGUUCUGGAACAUUCUCAUUAUAUAUCAGAUGAGUACAAACAACAGACUAAUGUCCUCUUUCAUCAUUAUCAUCCAAUUGAAGUUGACCCAGCACUCUCAAAAGCUCAAAAACUGCCUUACAUGAUUGAAUGGUAUUCGAAAAAUCUUGAUCUUAUGCCAAUAUCUGGUGUAACGAAAGGCUGUUUAAAAGAUAUGGUCACAAGCUCCAGCAUUUGUCUUAGGGAUGGUUGUGAUCAGGUUUUUGAAACUUUGUACAGAAAUAAUAUUCCACUAUUGGUUUUCUCUGCUGGCAUUGGAGAUAUAUUAAAAGAAGUGCUCCACCAAGAAAGUCUCUUAUAUCCGAACGUAAAAGUCAUUGCCAAUUUCUUACAAUAUGAUGAAAAGGAUAAACUUUUGGGUUUCAAAGGAAAUAUGAUUCAUACUUUUAACAAAAAUCUAAGCUCAGUAGAGAAUAAAGAUUAUUUUGAGCAGUUGAGUGGUAGAAAUAAUAUCAUUCUUCUUGGUGACUCACUGGGAGAUUUAGACAUGGCAGAAGGAGCUGAGAAUGUAAAUGUUACACUCAAAAUAGGCUAUCUCAAUUUUAAUAUUGAAAAAUCUCUGCCUGACUAUUUAGAUUCAUAUGAUAUAGUUUUAACAGACGACCAAUCUAUGGAUGUGUUAGUGGGACUUUUACAGAGCAUUUUGUAAACAUAUUCAGUUCCUUCGUAAUUCUCAAGGCUGUGUUUUGUGGUUGUACUUUGAUUUAUCCUCAUUUUUUUUUUUAGUGAUAUGGAUGAUAAUUUUAUACAUCUAUACAUUUAACUGUAUAAGCCUUGCAGCACAUUUGCCUUUAAUAUUUUUAAACUUUUGUCUAAUAGUAUGCAUAUGAAGUUUUGAUAAUUUAAUCAUGUUUAUGUCUAAAAGAAGAUCUGUGUUUUUAAAGGAAUGUUUAAAUAGUUAUGUUUUAAUUGAAUUUGAUAUUUUUAGAGUAAAGAAAAACAACACUCUGACUUACCCGAAAAUUGCCUUAUAUUACAGUAAACACAUUCAGAAGUAUUUUCAUCGAGAAAUAUCACUACUGAUCUGCAUUUCUAUUUGCAAAUAACCUUUAACGUAUUUUAGAGGCACUUCUCAUCAAACCAUGAGUUCAAUUAUUUUUGUUAUUAUUUUACAAAAAAGUAACUGAAGUUCAUCGAAAAAUUACUCUAACAAGAUUUGAUAUAUUUUUAGUUUUUGACCACAUUGCUAACAAUUUUCUUAUAUUGCCACCAUUUUAUUUUUAUUUAUAGCUGGGGCAUUAAUGGUGAUUAUUAAAAUUUGCUUGGUUAUUAUGUCAGACGAAUUCAACGCGAAUUACUAUUAUGUAGUUGAGUUUAGCCUUGUCAAUUUUAUUUUUUAUUGAUUUAAGAAAUUCAACAAUAAAGUUUGAAUAUGAAGAAGAAAAAAAGAGGCUGUAGUGGUAGAUUCUAAGUUCAAAGAAAAAUUUAUUUAAGAAAUGUUGCAGCACUAUUCUUACUUCGUUAAAUUAAUAAUUUGAAUCCUUUAGCCUUGUUACAUUACUUGAUUACUUAAUAUAAAUUUUUUUGUAGAUAAAAGCAAUUUUUUUAUUAAAAAGUGAAAUUGAUUAAUUUUUUAUAAAAAUUUAAUUUAAUGAAAUAAAAAUUUUAUGAUGAAUUUAUUUUAAUUUGAUGAAAUAAAAAUUUAAUAUACAUUUUUUUUGUAGAUAAAAAUAAUUUUUUAAUAAAAAUUAAUUAAUUUUUAUACUUUACUUACUUUAAUUUAUUCUAAAAAUGCCUAAGCUUAAUUUUAAUGCAUUGUCUCAUUCCUGUAGAUCUUUUGCAUAAAAAUCUUUUAAUAGCCCACUAUAGUGUUCAUAUAUAAAUAAAUAUAUAUAUUCAUAUUUUACUUCAGUAAUUUAAAAAUUGAAGACAUGUUCUUAUGAUUAUUAGUUCUUAUAUAAAAGAGAAUGUUAUUUUUAGAUUUAUAUAUUUUACUUUUUUAGAUUUUUAUGUUUUUCUUUUUAAAAAAAUAAUUUUAUUACCUUUAGUUAUGAGAGCCUUAUUUAAACUGCUUGCUUAUUUAUGAUUAAAACUUGCAUAAACAAAUUUUUAAUUAGUUUGAAUUAAAAAUUUUUAAGAAGUGCUAACAACUUGUUUGAAUUCAACUAAUUCUUUUUUUAAGAAAGAACCAUACACUUUGAUAAUUACUACUCUGUUUAGAAAUAUAAAUUUUAUAUAUUUCUAUUUGCUUUGUUUUAGUUCUUAUAAUGUUAUAAGGGAAAAUUACAAGGAUUUGUUUGAAUAUUGUAUUGUAAUCAUCAUAAAAUGUAAAAGUUAGAUUGUUCCCACUUUGUAUUCUGCAUUCUUGAUCCUUUAGUGUUGAGAAGUUUGUUUGUUAACUCAUCAUAUGCUAAAAAAUAAUAAUGUAAAGAAAAAAAAACAGUAUUUAUUGCACAAUGUAAAUUCUAAGAUGUUCAUAUGUAGAGCGAAAAUGUUGAUGUCUGUAAGAUUCAUUACUAAAAUUACCUGGAAACAAUGUAAAAUGUAUCCCAAAUUUAUCAAAACCUUUACUGAAUUUAGAAUGAUUAAAUUUAAACUUAAUUAGGCACUUAUUUAAACCAUGUUUGUUUCUAACUAUUAUAUUUUAAAACAUAAUUCAAGUUAUUUUAUAAAAAAUAAUGGCAACUAUUCUAUUUCAAAAUACUAGUAUAACUUUGUACAAGCCAAGCAAAAGUCCUUAACAUCGAUAAGAAAUAGCUGUAUAAAAAAGUAAUAUGGGGUGCAAUGUAAUUAAUAUGUUGAAUAUAGAAGGCAAUUUAAAUAAACAUCUGAUUAAUUCCACACAUUGUACAAUUUGUCAUAAAUAUAAAAGCUCAGAAAGCAAAACGGAAUCUGCGUUAUUAGAGAAAAAUAGCUGUGUUACUCUAGAGUAACUGUAGAGAAGAAGAAGCUUUAUAAAGAAAAAACUAUCGAAAUCGUUUGUUUCAAAUGCUAUCAGGCUUUCAUUAUGAUAUGUAGUUAUUUUGAAUAGUAAAAUUGUUCAUUAAGAGUUAUUAAUAUUAGGUGAUAGUUUCAAACAAAAUAGAGUAGAUUAGAAAGACAUUUCCAAAGAUAGAAUAAAUUAUUUUCAUUCUUCCAUAGAGUAAGAAAAGCACUGCAGCUGUUAAAAAAAUUUUUGAUUUUGGAAAAGAGUAAAAUAAUCAAUUCUUUACGUUUUUCCCUGCAUCGAAUUAAACUGUACUUGUAUUUCAUUGUAAAAAAAUUGCGAUUUAAAAGUGUUAUCAAUUAAAUAUGUAUUUUUUAAUGUUUAAAUCUUUCAAAUUUUAUAUGAAAUUGAUUGUCUUGUUAAAAUUAUUUCUGCAAAUAGUUAUGGAACUGUAUAGUUUUUCCCUAACAUUUUACAUAAAUCUCAUGCAAAUAAAAUAUAAAACACUA